Molecule: messenger RNA, 5712 nt
Organism: Choloepus didactylus (southern two-toed sloth)
Lineage: Eukaryota; Metazoa; Chordata; Mammalia; Pilosa; Megalonychidae
Product: RB1-inducible coiled-coil protein 1
Exons: 1
Coding region: 393-5099 (1568 amino acids)
Biological process (GO): autophagy of mitochondrion; autophagosome assembly; reticulophagy
Cellular component (GO): phagophore assembly site membrane; extrinsic component of membrane; Atg1/ULK1 kinase complex
Molecular function (GO): protein kinase binding; molecular adaptor activity
Source: RefSeq, a predicted model, not a curated record
UAUGAGGACCGGCCCCCGGCCCGGAGCCGAGGGGCCUAACCGUGUCCCUGCUGAGCCGACCCUCCCCGCCCCGAGCUCGGGGCCGGCGCCGGACGCGGCCGUUGUGUCGGUUGGCGGCGCCGAAUGGGCGGUUGGUAGCCGCCGCCGAGGACGAGGCGGCGGCAGAAGAUGGUGUCGGGGGCCUUCGGCUGUGCUGCUGCCACCGGCGGAGGAGGAGGCGUUGCCGGUUCACUGAGUUUAACCAGUAAUCCCAUUCAGUUGCCAAUAUCAAGCAAAGCAAAUAUAAGCCAUACAAUAAUCUUUUAAAGAAAGGUGGUAGUCCUUUUCACAGUGACAAGACGUAACCAUAUCACAGUGUGAGGUAUAAUCUCACAGAUUCCAGAGAAAUCAUCAUGAAGUUAUAUGUAUUUCUGGUCAACACUGGAACUACCCUGACAUUUGACACUGAACUAACAGUGCAAACUGUGGCAGACCUUAAGCAUGCCAUUCAAAACAAAUACAAGAUUGCCAUCCAGCACCAGGUGCUGGUGGUCAAUGGUGGAGAGUGCAUGGCUGCCGAUCGGAGAGUGUGCACCUACAGCGCCGGGACGGACACAAAUCCAAUAUUUCUUUUUAACAAAGAAAUGAUCUUAUGUGAUCGUCCACCUGCUAUUCCUAAAACUACCUUUUCAACAGAAAAUGACAUGGAAAUAAAAGUUGAAGAGUCUCUUAUGAUGCCUGCAGUUUUUCACACUGUAGCUUCAAGGACACAACUUGCAGUGGAAAUGUAUGAAGUUGCCAAGAAACUUUGUUCGUUUUGUGAAGGUCUGGUCCAUGAUGAACAUCUUCAACACCAAGGCUGGGCUGCUAUCAUGGCCAAUUUGGAGGACUGUUCAAAUUCAUACCAAAAGCUACUUUUCAAGUUUGAAAGUAUUUAUUCAAAUUAUCUGCAUUCGGUAGAAGACAUCAAGUUAAAACUAACUCAUUUAGGAACUGCCGUUUCAGUAAUGGCCAAGAUUCCAUUGUUGGAGUGCCUAACCAGACAUAGUUACAAGGAAUGUUUGGGAAGACUGGAUUCUUCACCUGAACAUGAAGGCUCAGAAAAGGCUGAAAUGAAAAGAUCCACUGAACUGGUGCUCUCUCCCGAUAUGCCUAGAACAACUAACAAAUCACUGUUAACCUCAUUUCACAAGUCAGUGGAAAAUGUAACCCUAGAUACCACCGAUGCUGAAAGUGGCAAAGAAAUUAGAGAAUCUUGUCAAAGUACUGUCCAGCAUGAUGAAACUUCAGUAGAUGCUAAAGAGGGUGAUCUGCCUUUUUUUAAUGUUUCUUUGUUAGACUGGAUAAAUGUUCAAGAUAGACCUAAUGAUGUGGAAUCUUUGGUCAGGAAGUGCUUUGAUUCUAUGAGCAGGCUUGAUCCAAGGAUUAUUCGACCGUUUCUAGCAGAAUGUCGUCAAACUAUUGCCAAACUUGAUAAUCAGAAUAUGAAAGCCAUUAAAGGGCUUGAAGAUCGUCUCUAUGCCCUGGACCAGAUGAUCGCUAGCUGCAGCCGGCUGGUAAAUGAACAAAAAGAACUUGCUCAGGGAUUUUUAGCUAACCAGAUGAGAGCUGAAAACUUGAAGGAUGCAUCUGUGUUGCCUGAUUUGUGCCUGAGUCAUGCAAAUCAGUUGAUGAUUAUGUUGCAAAAUCAUAGAAAACUCUUGGAUAUUAAACAGAAGUGUACCACUGCCAAACAAGAACUAGCAAAUAAUCUACACGUCAGACUGAAGUGGUGUUGCUUUGUAAUGCUUCAUGCUGAUCAAGAUGGAGAGAAACUGCAAGCUUUGCUCCAUCUCGUAAUAGAGCUGUUAGAAAGAGUCAAGAUUGUUGAAGCACUUAGCACAGUUCCUCAGAUGUACUGCUUAGCUGUUGUUGAGGUUGUAAGAAGAAAAAUGUUCAUAAAACACUACAGGGAGUGGGCUGGUGCAUUAGUCAAAGAUGGAAAGCGAUUAUAUGAAGCUGAAAAGUCAAAAAGGGAGUCCUUUGGGAAAUUAUUUAGGAAGUCUUUUUUAAGAAAUCGUCUGUUUAGGGGACUGGACUCCUGGCCACCUUCCUUUUGUACUCAGAAACCUCGAAAGUUUGACUGUGAACUUCCAGAUAUUUCAUUAAAAGAUUUACAGUUUUUACAAUCAUUUUGUCCUUCAGAAGUUCAACCAUUUCUCAGGGUUCCCUUACUUUGCGACUUUGAACCUCUACACCAGCAUGUACUUGCUCUACAUAAUUUGGCAUCCACAAAUCAGGCAUCCCCGCAGUCUACUUCUUCACCAAGGAUAGAAAGUGCAGCAGGAAUAACAACUACUACCUCACCAAGAACUCCUCCUCCACUCACUGUUGAGGAUCCCUUAUGUCCUGCAGUUUGUCCCUUAGAAGAAUUGUCUCCAGAUAGCAUUGAUGCACAUACAUUUGAUUUUGAAACUAUUCCCCAUCCAAACAGUGAACAGACUCUUCACCAAGGUUCUUUAGACUUGGAUUCAUUAGCCGAAAGUCCUGAAUCAGAUUUUAUGUCUGCUGUGAAUGAGUUUGUAAUAGAAGAAAAUUUAUCAUCUCCUAAUCCAAUUAGUGAUCCACAAAGCCCAGAAAUGAUGGUGGAAUCACUUUAUUCAUCAGUUAUCAAUGCAAUAGAUAGUAGACGUAUGCAGGAUACAAAUACAUGUGGUAAAGAGGAUUCGGGAGAUCAUACCCCUUUAAAUGUCCAGUUGGAAAAAUGUAGAGUUUUUGCCCAAGAUUCUCACUUCAGUAUACAGACCAUCAAGGAAGACCUUUCCCACUUCAGGACAUUUGUACAAAAAGAACAGUAUGACUUCUCAAAUUCUUUAAAAUGUACAGCAGUAGAAAUAAGAAGCAUUAUUGAAAGAGUCAAAUGUUCUCUGGAAAUAACACUAAAAGGAAAACAUCAAAAAGAACUACAGUCCUUAAAAAAUGAGUAUGAAGCUAAACUUGAUGCACUAAUGAAGGAGAGUGAAGAAAAUGAAAGCAAAAUUAAAAAAUUGAAAGGAGACUUAAUAGGUCUUGAGGAGAUUUUACAAAAUAAAGACAAUGAAUUUGCUUUGGUUAAACAUGAAAAAGAAGCUGUCGUCUUUCUACAGAAUGAAAAGGAUCAGAAGUUGUUAGAAAUGGAAAAUAUAAUGCAUAGUCAAAAUUGUGAAAUUAAAGAACUGAAGCAGUCUCGAGAGGUAGUGUUAGAAGACUUAAAAAAGCUCCAUGUUGAAAAUGAUGAGAAGAUACAGUUACUGAGGGCAGAACUUGAAUGCUUGGAGCAAAGUCAUCUGAAGGAAUUGGAGGACACUCUGCAAGUCAGGCAUACGCAGGAGUUUGAGAAAGUUAUGACAGACUACAACAUUUCUUUGGAGAAACUAAAAAAGGAAAAUCAACAAAGAAUCGAUAGCAUACAAGAGUCUCAUGCAGCAGUUGUCCAGGACAAAGAACAACAGCUACAGGAAUUAAAACUCAAGGUUUCUGAUAUGUCUGACAUGAGAUGCAAGUUAGAGGUUGAACUUGCAUUGAAGGAAGCGGAGACUGAUGAAAUUAAAAUUUUGCUGGAAGAAAGCAAAGCCCAGCAGAAAGAGACCUUAAAGCUUCUCCUCGAACAAGAGACUGAAAACCUGAGAAUAGAGAUAAGUAAGUUAAACCAAAAGAUUAAAGAUAAUAAUGAAGAUUAUCAGGUGGGCUUAGCAGAGCUAAGAACUUUAAUGACAAUUGAAAAAGAUCAGUGCAUUUCGGAGUUAAUUAGUAGACAUGAAGAGGAAUCAGAUAUGCUUAAAGCUGAAUUAAACAAAGUAACAUCCUUGCAUCACCAAGCAUGUGAAAUAGAAAAAAAAUUGAAGGAACAGAUAGUUGAACUACAGAGUAAAUUGGACUCAGAAUUGAGUGCUCUUGAAAAACAAAAAGAUGAAAUGAUUACCCAACAAGAACAAAAAUUUGAAGCUAUUAUCCAAAAACUUGAGAAAGGCAAAGAGGAAUUGGUCAUGAACCAGGAACAAGAAAGAGAAGAGUUAAUUCAGAAGCUUGAUUGUGAAAAAGAAGCUGCCAUUCAGACUGCUCUAAAAGAAUUUAAAUUGGAGAGAGAGGCUCUUGAGAAUGAGUUAUUGGAAAAAGUUAAACAUCUUGAGAGCCAACUAACAAGAAGUUCUGCCACUGAAUCUACUAGAGACGAUUCUGCAAGUUUAGUUGCUGAACUUCAAGAAAAGCUUCAGGAAGAAAAAGCUAAGUUUUUAGAACAACUUGAAGAACAAGAAAAAAGAAAGAAUGAAGAAAUGCAAAAUGUUCGAACAUCUUUGAUUGCCGAACAGCAGACCAAUUUUAACACUGUUUUAACAAGAGAGAAAAUGAGAAAAGAAAACAUAAUAAAUGACCUUAGUGAUAAGUUGAAAAGUACAAUGCAACAACAAGAACGAGAUAAAGAUUUGAUAGAGUCACUUUCUGAAGAUAGAGCUCGUUUGCUUGAGGAAAAGAAGAAACUUGAAGAAGAAGUCAGUAAGUUGCGUAGUAGCAGUUUGGUUCCUUCACCGUAUGUAGCUGCAGCCCCAGAACUUUAUGGAGCCUGUGCACCUGAACUCCCAGGUGAAGCAGAGAAAUCAGGCAUGGAAACAGCAGAUGAAGGAAGGUUGGAUUCAGCAAUGGAGACAAGCAUGAUGUCCGUACAAGAAAACAUCCAUAUGUUAUCCGAAGAAAAACAGAGGAUAAUGCUGUUAGAACGAACAUUGCAGUUGAAAGAAGAAGAAAACAAGCGGCUAAAUCAAAGACUUAUGUCUCAGAGCAUGUCCUCAGUAUCUUCAAGGCAUUCUGAAAAAAUAGCUAUUAGAGAUUUCCAGGUGGGAGAUUUGGUACUCAUCAUCCUAGAUGAACGCCAUGACAAUUAUGUAUUAUUUACCGUUAGUCCAACUUUAUAUUUUCUACAUUCAGAGUCUCUGCCUGCCCUGGAUCUUAAACCAGCUUCAGGUAUAUCUAGAAGACCCUGGGUACUUGGAAAAGUAAUGGAAAAGGAAUACUGUCAAGCUAAAAAGGCACAAAACAGAUUUAAAGUUCCUUUGGGGACAAAAUUUUACAGAGUGAAAGCUGUGUCAUGGAAUAAGAAAGUAUAACUUUAAGAAGAAAUUAACACAUCCGGUGACAUUUUUUCUGAAUUGACCUACAGUACUCAUUUACCACUCCAAAAAUAGCAGGCCAUCUUUUUAUACAAAAGUCAACAUGACAAUAUACUUCAUUGUUGUGCAACAUUUACUUUUUAACUGGCUACAUUUUAGGAACAAUAAAUUCAUCAAAACCCUUUGCUGAAUUAAAAUGGUUUUGGUUUUGUUUUUACCCAGAUAACUCUAGAAAUGCGGACCAAACUUGUUCUUUUUCUCAAAGGGCAUCCCCUGUGUGUUGUGGCUUAUGAUUAGCCAUGUUAAUUGCCUGUUAAAUAUACAUUAGCUUGAUCAUAGAUGUUAAAUGUUAAUUAUUACCAGCAUUUGUCCUUUUGUGAAAUCAGUAUCAGAAUACUUGCACUCUUUAACAUAUUCUUUAUAAAAUGUGUAAAUUCUUCAAAACUAUUUAAAGAGGAGUGUUAUUGCAUGCAGAUAAUCAUAAUUUUGAGUUUGCCUCUGUAGAUUACUAAAGCAAACUUUCAUUUAUUUUUUUAAAUGCCCUUUGAUGUUUCAAGGAAAAAAAAAAGAACUCUGUAAUUAGAUUGACUGAUCUUAAGAUCAGCCAUAA